AAAUAAAAAACACUACUCAUUUCUACUAAACUCCAUAACUAUGGCAAAUCAAACCUCCAAACAAAUAUUCAAUACCCUAUUGUCCUUUUUCCUAUUCGUUUUACUCCUCUCUGAUACUGUCUCAUCGGUCCGAACAUUAAUCGACCUGAAAAAACCAUGCAAACAUUUUGUCCUCCAUCUCCAUAACAUUGCAUACGAUAGCGAUAACGCGGAUAAUGCCACAUCAGCAACAAUCGUAAACCCUUUAGGACUAGGGGACUUCAAUUUUGGAAAGUUUGUGAUCUUUGACAACCCUGUCACAAUGGACGAGAACUUCCUCUCGGAAGCAGUGGCUAGAGCUCAAGGCUUCUUCUUCUACAACAAGAUAACGACUUACAACACGUGGGUAGCUUGCACAUUAGUGUUCAACUCGACGCAACACAAAGGAACAUUGACCAUUAUGGAUGCGAAUCCGAUGAUGGAGCCGACCAGAGACCUAUCGAUCGUUGGUGGUACUGGUGACUUUAUCAUGACUCGUGGGGUUGUUACGUUCUCGACCGAUCUCAUUCAAGGAAAUAAGUAUUUCCGUCUCAAAAUGGAUAUUAAACUCUAUGAAUGUUACUGAUAUAUUUAUAUGCACGUUUUUGUUUUCUUCGUUUGGGUUUGAUGUUUGUUUGUGGUGUGGACAUUUUAAUAAUGAUGUUGCAUUCAACGUGAUGUUGCUUUUUUUCUUUUUGGCAACCGUGAUGUUGCUUAAAUAAGAUAUUUAAGUUUAUAAAAUA
This is a messenger RNA of Eutrema salsugineum, 761 nucleotides long. RefSeq names its product dirigent protein 6. The record is from RefSeq and is a predicted model, not a curated record. The coding region runs from base 41 to 604 and encodes 187 amino acids. The transcript has a single exon. NCBI's taxonomy places the organism in Eukaryota, Viridiplantae, Streptophyta, Magnoliopsida, Brassicales, Brassicaceae.